Messenger RNA from Larimichthys crocea (large yellow croaker), 3318 nucleotides. Its product is annotated as NLR family CARD domain-containing protein 3. Lineage: Eukaryota; Metazoa; Chordata; Actinopteri; Sciaenidae. The record is from RefSeq and is a predicted model, not a curated record. The coding region runs from base 312 to 3176 and encodes 954 amino acids. The transcript has 9 exons. Gene Ontology annotation, cellular component: cytoplasm.
AAAAAAGUCUCAUGCAUGUGGUGGAGUUAUUUGCUAGGGAAAGAAAGACCUCAGCAAGUAUCUGUGAGACAACACAUGACAAUGGAUCAAACAAAACCGAUUAAUCAGAGGCAGGGACAAAGACAUGAAAUCUUUGAACUAUGGACCCUUUGGUUGUUUGAAUUGCUGCCUAAGCCACGGCACUCCGCCUCCCUGAACCUUAAGACAGACCACAAACAGCUUUCCUGCCAACACUCAUGACUGAAACCAGACAAGAGGGAGGGUGACAAAGAACAUACCACAAAAUAGUUCUUUAAGUGUUUUCUGAAGCCAUGAGCUCGGCUCAGCAAUUGCUCCGGUCUCAGAGAGAUCUGCUGCUGAACUGGACCUGUGACCACCCAGCACCUUUGCUGCGUUGGCUUCGUGAUGCUGAGGUGCUUUCCUCUGCCCACUACCUUUCUCUGCUGGAGAGAUCACCUUCCAAUGCCGUGGCCCAGGCUCUAGAGACGGUGUGUUCCACUGAGGAGAGCAGCCGAAAGUUCCUGCAAGUGCUGAGGGAGGUGCAGGAUUAUUACUGCAGGGAUCUGCAGGACUGGGUGGAGAGACACUGCAGGAACAAUGCCACCAGUAAGCCAGCUCCUGCACCUGUGAAAGUUGAAGAGAAAAAGCCUAAAAGCCCCAUUGCUAAGCUCUUCAGAGGAAAGAGCAGCAAAGGAUUUACCCUGAAUGCUGAGGUUAAAGCGAAAGAAGAACUGAGACCGAACAGAAGUGUAAAGCUGGCCAACAUUCGAGUUCCCAUUUCUGCCCAUAAAACAACCCUACUGAAACGCACAGAGCAGUUAAAGUGUUAUUCAGAGGGCGAUGGAGUGGCUUCAAACUCAGCUUCUCACAUCGAAAUCCGCUACACUGACCUUUUUGUGACAGAAGAUGAUGACUUUGUUGACAGCAGCCAACAUGAGUACUUUGACCUGGCGAGCAGACGAGCUCGUAUCUAUGUCCAUCAGGCUUGUCAGCGCAUUAGGCCCUCCCAUCUACUGAGCCCCCAAAGUGCAUCGGGACGACCCCCCAAAAGGGUUAAAGUGAAGGGUAUAGCUGGUAUCGGAAAGAGUGUAGCAGUACAGAGGCUAGUCUAUGAGUGGGCGAUUGGGAAGAAUAUGCGUGAAUUCACUUGUGUUUUUGACCUGCGCUUCAGAGAGCUCAAUCUGAUUGAAGCACCACUGAGCUUAUUGGAGCUGCUUGGAGAAAGGUUCAGAUACCUGAAGGCAGUCCUACCUGAUCUUUUCACCUCACCAAGUUCUCUGCUCUUCAUUCUGGAUGGAUUAGAUGAGUUCAAAUUCGCCUUGGACUGGAACAGUCCUGACAAAAACAUUGAUGUUGGUUCGAAGGUGCCAGUGUCAGAGCUGAUGGUGUCUUUAAUCAAGGGAAGCCUUCUCCCAGAGGCAUCAGUCAUUCUCACGACAAGACCAUCUACUGAAGUUCCCAAGCGUUUCUUCCAAAGAUGUUGUGUGGUGCUGGGCUUUGAGGAGGACCAAGUGAAGGAAUAUACCACGAAGUUCUACAAAGACACUCAGGUUGCUGAAAAAGUCUAUGACUACAUCUUGAACAAUGACAACCUUUUUGUGCUGUCCUUCAUUCCUCUUUAUUGCUACAUCAUCUGUACCGCUAUGGCUGAGUUCUUCUCUUCAGAAAAUCAAGAUGCUGAUGACUCAAAGUCUCUGGAGUUAAACCCGCCCAGAACAGUCAGCGAGGUUUACUUCUGCUACCUGUUUACAGCAAUCAAGCACCACGCGCUGAGGGGGAGUGCAGAGAGAAGCACCCCUAGAUCUGAGGUUCUCUCACGAGCAAAGUACCAACUGACAAACCUGGGAAAACUGGCUUAUGAAAGCCUUCUACAGAAAAAGAUCAUGUUCAACAGAGCAGAUCUGGAGAAGUAUGGUGUUACUCCUGCUGAUCUUCAGAGCACCUUUCUUUGUCACAUCCUGCAGCCUCUCAAAGAGGAAACGGUGGAGAUGUUUUCCUUCUUCCACCUUACUGUUCAAGAACAUCUGGCUGCCCUCUACUGUGCAAUCAAUCUCUUCAGCCAGGAAGACAUAAUUGAAGCUCUGGACUUCUGGUGCUUUGGGCAAUGUCCACCAUCCUCCACAGCUGCACCCCUGCAAAACACAGACCUCAACAUGGACAAGCUUGAGAGCCUCCAGAUGUUCACACGCUUCUUCAUGGGAAUGCUCCGAGCUCGGCUGGGAGGUAAGUUGGAUGGCCUUGUUCUUUCCCCCAUGGAGCAAGGGGAUGCCAUCCCUGGCAGGCUGGGUUUGUGGUUCCAAGACCAGUUUAAGAGCAGAAAGCUCGAGAACCAGACAGCCCUGAAUCUUCUCCACUGCCUGAUGGAGUUCCACACGAAGGAAGCUACCAGCAUGGCAGCACCAGAGAUCAAGAAACUCAACCUGUUUAAAAUGAAGCUGAGUGUUGUGGACUGUGUAGCCAUGCACUAUGUGCUGCAGUUCUCGCCACACAAGCUGCAGGAGCUCAACCUAGGGUACUCCAACAUUGGAAACAGAGGACUAAACAGACUAGGACCAAUCCUACAUCGCUGUGAAUCUCUCUAUUUGAGAUACAACUGCCUGGAUAGGCAAGCAGCUAUUCUAGAAUCUGCAGUUCUGAAAUCAAAUGACUGUCGAGUGAAAAAGCUGUUUAUGUGUGGUAAUAACCUGGGCCCAGAGGGUGUUUUGGAGCUCUGGACGGCUCUGGAGCACAACACCACUGUGGAGGAACUCUACCUGGACAUCACCGGCAUCACAGAGCGAGGAACCACAAACAUUGUCAAGUGCCUCAGUAAAAAUACCUCUCUGAAGACACUGACAAUUGUUGGGAAUGACAUCGGGGAGAUCGGGAGGAAAAGGCUGAGGGAGCUGGAGCAAUGUCGACCAGGUCUUCGAAUUAUUGCAAACUUUGUGGAUGACCUUGGAUUACUUCAGGCCUACUUGGACUGGGUGGAUGAGAUCCAGGCUGACAGAGACCAGUUUGACUCAGUGAAAAAUGCAGAUGCCCUGCAGUCGGUGCUGAAGGGGCUCCAGGUGGCAGGAGAACGUGUGGAAAGAGGAGAGAACGCAGAGAAAGCCAAGGAGCUCCAGACAAAGAUUGUGGACUUGCUCAAGACUUCUACAGAUCUGAUCAGGGGACAAUCACUAAAAGUUAUGUAGCAAACUGUGGCUAAGAAUAGAGAUCCAUCCGAUGGGUCCAAAGGAUCUACCAUGAGUCAACUGAAAUUCUGACUUCAGCCUGUAAAAGUGAAAUUCACGUCAAUUGCAUUGUCCUCUUUAACAGCACUUAGACAACAAAAGU